AUGGCACUUACACCGGAUGUCCAAUUGCCAUCGAAUGAUGAAUUGACGGUACCUCAAGAAAUCACUCUUUCAACUCCUUGGUUUAAAGCUGUGGUACCUUAUAUGGCAAAGCAUUGUGAAAAGACGAUCAAUGAGUUUAUGCUGAGGCGCAAAGAACUCGAGGAUCCACGAGCCGUUUUGAAGGAAGGACGUGAUGUGACAGCAUGUGGUAUUCAAUUUUUACAGGCUCUAAAGAAAUCGUGUGCUUCUGAAACGGAUGCCCUUGGACAUUGCAUUGAUCACGGGAGCGCAAAGCUUUACGUUAGCAGGUGUCGUAAUGAGCAAAAAGCGAUGGACAAAUGUGUAUUGGAUAAUUUGAAAAUCGAGCGCCCGCUUCUUGGAUACUGGAACUCUCCCCACGUUCAUGAAAGCCAAGCUCCUGCUCCGGUUCCAAUAAAUCGUGACUACAAGGCAGAGGCGGCAAAGGUUUUGCACGAGCUCCCAGUUGAAUAUCAUCUCCGCAAAGAUUAUCGCAAAUACAACGAUUGGAAGACGAACCUGUGGGAAAGC
Molecule: messenger RNA, 549 nt
Organism: Mesorhabditis belari
Lineage: Eukaryota; Metazoa; Nematoda; Chromadorea; Rhabditida; Rhabditidae
Source: the annotation of a GenBank genome assembly